Messenger RNA from Thalassophryne amazonica, 1647 nucleotides. Its product is annotated as acidic mammalian chitinase-like. The transcript is spliced from 12 exons. The record is from RefSeq and is a predicted model, not a curated record. Lineage: Eukaryota; Metazoa; Chordata; Actinopteri; Batrachoidiformes; Batrachoididae. Gene Ontology annotation, biological process: carbohydrate metabolic process; chitin catabolic process. Gene Ontology annotation, molecular function: chitinase activity; chitin binding. Gene Ontology annotation, cellular component: extracellular region. Bases 68 to 1474 code for a protein of 468 amino acids.
UCCUGGUUUUUGGGUCUCUCAUCUGGUCCCACUUAACCUUGUGAAGUUGUGAUAAGUGAAAACAAACAUGACCAGGCUCACAAUUCUUGCAGGGUUAUGUCUGGUGGUUUGCCAGCUGGCAAGUUCCACCAGAAUGGAGUGCUACUUCACCAACUGGUCCCAGUACCGGCCUGGUGAAGGCAAGUACAUGCCACAAGAUGUGGACCCCUUCCUGUGCACCACCCUGCUCUAUGCCUUCUCUAUCAUCAACUCCAACAAUGAGCUGGUCACAUAUGAGUGGAACGAUGAGGUCCUCUACAAGACUUUCAAUGGUUUGAAGAACACAAAUGCUCAUCUGAAGACUUUGUUGGCUGUUGGUGGCUGGAACUUUGGUUCACAACGGUUUUCCAUCAUGGUGUCCACUGCUGCCAACCGUCAGACAUUCAUUCAGUCCACGAUCAGAUUCCUGAGAACCCACGGAUUUGAUGGCUUGGAUCUGGACUGGGAGUAUCCUGGAGCUCGUGGAAGUCCUCCAGAGGACAAGCAGAGAUUCACUCUGCUCUGCAGGGAACUUGUCCAAGCUUAUGCUGCUGAGGCCAAGGCCACUGGAAAGCCUCAGCUCAUGCUGACUGCUGCUGUGUCUGCUGGUAAAGGAACCAUUGAUGGAGGAUAUGAGAUUGCUGAGAUUGCCAAGGAACUGAACUUCAUCAACGUGAUGACCUAUGACUUCCAUGGCACUUGGGAGCAAUUCACUGGACAUAACAGCCCACUGUACCGUGGCUCACAGGACUUUGGUGACCUCAUCUACUUUAACACAGACUUCGCCAUGAAUUACUGGCGGGACAAUGGCGCACCAGGGGAGAAGCUGAGGAUGGGAUUUGCUGCUUACGGUCGUACCUUCCGUCUGACAUCAUCAAACACUGGUGUUGGAGCCCCAGCUAGCGGCCCUGCAUCAGCUGGAUCCUUCACCCGUGAAGCUGGAUUCUGGUCCUACUAUGAGAUCUGUGGCUUCUUAAAGGGCACCACUGUCCAGUGGAUUGAAGACCAGAAAGUUCCCUAUGCCACCAAGAACCAAGAGUGGGUAGGAUUCGACAACAGGGAGAGCUAUGACAUCAAGGUGAAAUAUCUCAAGGAACAAAAGUUUGGUGGUGCCUUUGUGUGGGCUCUGGACCUUGAUGACUUUGCUGGAAAAUUCUGCGGCCAAGGCGUCCACCCUCUGCUCUCACAUCUCAACAAACUUAUGGGUGUUGUGUGGCCUGAGCAGCCUCCCAAACCCACUCCCGGCCCUGGUGAGACUACCACCACUCGUGGGACCACCACGCCCAUCACUCACCCCCCAGUUUCCGGAUUUUGCAAUGGCAAACCUGACGGCAUAUACGCCAACCCAGACGACAAGACCAGCUUCUACAUGUGCGCUGGUGGCAUCACCCAUAUCAGGUACUGUGGAAAUGGAUCAGUCUUCAACGACAGCUGCAAGUGCUGUGUCUGGCCCUGAACAACGAGCAGAAGGAAAUGUUUAUUACAGUGUAAAGAUGCAAACUGUAACCAAUACUAUCCUGAUGAAACAGACUGUUGAAAUGCAAUCAUUAGUGUUGUGAUGAUAUGUGGUGCUUUCUUGUAAAAUACAUAGUUCCCAAAUUGCAAACAAAAAUAUUAAAGAACUUUGGU